Messenger RNA from Botrytis porri, 618 nucleotides. RefSeq lists its product as uncharacterized. Bases 1 to 618 code for a protein of 205 amino acids. Lineage: Eukaryota; Fungi; Ascomycota; Leotiomycetes; Helotiales; Sclerotiniaceae. The transcript has a single exon. The record is from RefSeq and is a predicted model, not a curated record.
AUGGCCUUCACACUCUCCAACAACACGGCGACUUUAAGCUCUAUGACAUCUUUGUUCAUAACUUCUACCACUUCUUCUCCUACAAUAACCACCUCAAAUCUCAACGCAAUGGAUACUAAGUCGACCUCCUGCUGCACAAUUACCAACGGUGGGGGAUGCCCAUUCCCCACCACACCUCUCAUCGCUUUGAUUAUUCUUGCAGUCCUCCCUUGGAUAUUUCUUGUUAUCACUUGUUACGUGUUAUCGGAAUACCGAUCUGAAAAUGACAAGCUCGAGAAAGCAGAAAGACAGGGAAUCGUGGGAAAGCCAUAUUUGAAAAAACAUCAUGAGAAAGUCAUUCGACAGGAGAUCUGGGAAGAAGACUUCCAGCGAAAUGCGGCCCGCAUGAUGCACAUUCAAGUCCUAGAUGAAAAAUGCAAUCAUGCUGUCAAUCCGGAGAAUGACAUUCUUUUCCGUUAUAAAUCCCAGACUGCACAGGAGGUGGCGUGGAUAGAGAUCCGAGAUUCGAUCAGGGCAGAGUUCAGAAAGAAAUACAUAAUGGAUCAGUCUGACAUCGAGGUCGAUGCGAUGGGCAAAUAUGGACCUGUUCCGAGAAAUCAUCGCUUAUCCUUGUUGUAA